AUGGAGGGAAGCUCUCCGUCUCGCCAGACGGUCAUCAUCGACCGCUCGACCGACGCGAACGUCCAACGCUGUUACCAACUGCAGCGUUUCGCCGCCAUCCUACAGCAAACCAUCAAGGACAAGGGCGAGGACGCGCCGCAGCACUACGUCAAGACGGCCAACAGCGAAUCUUUCAAAUUGAACCUCGCCUUCGCCAAGAAGAACCACCUGAUCAAGGACGUCAACGACGACAAAGUGCGCGUACCGCAGGAGUGGUUUGAGGAGGGCGACAGGAAGCUGGCCGCGCAUCUCGGCCUACUCACCAAGUGGCGCAAUUCCCUCGACAAGACAGUUGGAAAUGGCGGAGCAGCCGCGGCCCCGGACGUCGAAGAGGUGGCUGAUGCGGCGGUCGAGGAUGCCUCUGUCCUUCCCGAUGUUCCCAGCUCUUCGCAUGCAGCUUCUGCGGAACAACAGUCAGGAGCACCAGCCAUACUCCCAAGCCAAGAGGUGCUUCUUACAACAGCCGACUCUGUCUCUGUUCUUCCCAAUGAUCCUGGCCGCUUCUCUUCAGUAUUAGCGGGACGACGCUCGGAAGCUCCAGCCGCAGCUUCAAACCGUGAUGCGACGGCCUCCAUCGUCUCGGGUAUUCGGAGUGUUUUCGGGGGUUAUCACGUCGAGGGUGGCUUUCCUCCGGCGUCGUCCUCAUCUCCAAGCUUGUGGCAGACUGGUGCGGUUGCCGGCAAGACCUCCGGUCUUUCCACCGUUCCUGGCUAUGCCUACUCCAAUUUCGCGGGACAACACUCGGAAACGCCAGCCGCGACCGCAGACCGAGCAAAGUUCACUGUCGCGGGGGCUAACAAUGCCUUUACCGGAGGUACUGUUCCCGGCGGGUUCCCCGCAGAGGAUGAGGUGUCGGCGCAACAGCCGGAGGAACUGACCCCGGAGGAGUUGGCUCAGGAGAUGGCCGACAACAAGGAGAUGAGACGGUGGUAUCGACAGUGGUACGCGCGCCACAAACAGAACAAGGCUGCAGCACGACAGCAGAACCGCGACAGCGCCAUGGCUCAGUUCAACAACAGCGACGAGACACCGGUUACCCUGGCAGCAUCCGCCCUAGUUGACGACAGCCUCAACAGGCCAGCGACCCAGAAGCAUGCCAGGCGCACAAACACCCCAGCGUCAUCCGCCAUCCCCGCCCAAGUGAACGACCGCCCGAAGGGGCCAGAGCCUCGGAAAGGGCCCAUGUGGAAGAGCAAGCCGGCGCCGGGACCCACGCUUCAGGUGCGGUCGAAGGAAAAGCCGGCUUGGAAGGUGUGA
This is a messenger RNA of Colletotrichum gloeosporioides, 1296 nucleotides long. RefSeq lists its product as uncharacterized. The record is from RefSeq and is a predicted model, not a curated record. Bases 1 to 1296 code for a protein of 431 amino acids. NCBI's taxonomy places the organism in Eukaryota, Fungi, Ascomycota, Sordariomycetes, Glomerellales, Glomerellaceae. The transcript has a single exon.